Messenger RNA from Poecilia reticulata (guppy), 2229 nucleotides. The record is from RefSeq and is a predicted model, not a curated record. NCBI's taxonomy places the organism in Eukaryota, Metazoa, Chordata, Actinopteri, Cyprinodontiformes, Poeciliidae.
AGGGCGGGGCUCCAGCAUCAUCACCACCGGCCAUCACCGCUUCAUUGUAGGCUGCUGCUCAUCCACACACCGCCGCCKUGGAAGGCCGUUUCAGAUUAUCACAUUAGUGAAAAAUGAAGAUGGCGUGGACGUUGUUUCAUAUGUAUUAGGAUUUCACACUGAGGAUUCCCUCUGAGCCCUAAAGUCUAACAGGAGAAUGAGGAGGAGGAGGAACUGGAAAUCUCAGGAACAACUUGAAAGGUUUCUCUAGAGUCUCGAUGAAAGCUACAGGAGCUGUUCUCUAGACUGUUACUGAUGGCUAAGAAAGGUCGUACGAAGGGCGAGAAGCCUGAAGCCCUGAUUUCUGCCUUACAAGCAGCCAAUGAAGAUCUCAGGUCCAAACUAACUGACAUCCAGAUAGAGCUGCACCAAGAGAAAUGCAAGGUAAGCAAGCUGGAACGAGACAAGGUGCAAGAGGUAAAGCGGGCGCGAGAGCAGGAGCAGCACCGCCACACUGCCAUGUUGACGGAGCAGCGGGCCAAAUGGCACGAGGAGAAGCAGAAAGAGCUGCAGGCUCUCAGGGAAAACCUGACGCGGCAGCAUGAGCAGGAGCUGGCACGGCAUGCCAAGAUCAAGGACCAAGAGAACCAACGGCUCAAAACCGCCCUGAACGCCAUUCGAGAUGGCAGUGGAGAAAAAGUGCGCACAGCGCUGACCCUGGAAGCCAGAGAGGAGGCACGGCGUUUCUUCGACCAGGAGAGAGUGAAGCUCCUGCAGGAGAUAAUCGAGCUGAAGAACACCAAGAAGCAGACCGACGAGGCUCUGAGCAACAUGAUCCAGGCAGACAAGAUGAAGGCUGGAGACCUGCGAGUCGARCACCAGCAGCAUCAGGAGCAAAUCUCUAAAAUCAAGUGGGACUGUGAGAGGGACAUCCGCAGGCUGGUGGAUGAAAUCAAAUCUAAAGACCGCACCAUUUUCUCCCUGGAGAAGGAGAUGGAGUCCACUGCUGGCUGCCUGCAGAGGCUGCAGCUGCAGAAAGACGCCCUGGAUGAACAACUGUUCCUCGUCAAAGAGGCAGAGUGCGGCCUGGGAAGUCCAAAAAGGGAAAUCCCAGGAAGAGCUGGCGAUGGCGCAGAGCACUGUGGAAGCCCAGACCUGCGAAGAAAUCAGCGGCGAAUUGCUGAACUUAAUUCAACCAUACGCAAGUUGGAGGAUCGCAACUCGCUGCUGGUGGAUGAGAGAAAUGAACUACUAAAGCGAGUCAGAGAGUCUGAAAAGCAGUGCAAACCCCUACUGGACAAGAACAAGCUGCUGAAUAAGAGGAACGACGACUUGACUCAGAACAUUCAGAAACUGGAGGAGAAGCUGAAGAGCCUGACAAAGGAGAACCUUGAGAUGAAGGAGAGGAUAGGAUCCCAUCCUCCUCUGAAGAAGCUGAAGUCCCUUAAUGACCUGGACCAAGCGCAUGAUGACCAGGAAAUAGCCUUCCUCAAACUUCAAGUGCUGGAGCAACAAAGCAUSAUUGAUGAACUAACGAGAGAUCGUGAAAAACUGCUGCGAAAGAAGAGGCAUAAAAGAAGUUCAAGACCAGUGAAGAGACACAUCGUAGUAGACACCUUCUUUGGCUAYGAUGAAGAGUCGAUGGACUCUGAGUCUUCCUCAGUGGCGUCGUUUCGGAUGGACAGAACCCCAGCUACUCCUGAUGAAGACAUGGCCGAUGGGCUUGCAAAUGAAGAAUCUGAGUUACGUUUUCGCCAGCUGACCAGGGAAUACCAGGCCCUUCAACGAGCCUACGCCCUGCUGCAGGAGCAGAAGGGAGGCAUUCUGGAUGCAGAGAUGGAGGCCAAGGCUCAUGAGCAACUGCAAUCAGACGUGCUGCGGUAUAAAGCCAAGAUAGAAGACCUGGAGAAGGAACUAACCUUGAAGGGACAGGACUCCAAAUGGGUCGAGGAGAAGCAACUCUUCUUACGAAGAAAUCAGGAGUUGCUGGAAAAGGUGGAGAAGUUGGAGUCGGAAUGCAGUCGACUGCAGCAGGAGCUUCAGGACUCCAGAGACCAAAACGAGCUCCUGGAGUUCAGGAUACUGGAACUGGAGGAGCGGGAAAGGAGGUCUCCACCUUUUAACCAUUUGAGAAUGCACCCGUUCUCCGAGGGAGUCAGUGCUCUKCAGAUCUACUGCAUGAAGGAAGGAGUCAAGGUGCUUGUUAAGAAGAACUUGUGUGACCAAAAAGGAUAAAGAUUUAUUACAAAU